GAUCUUUGAUGUAACAGAGUCGAAACACUGCCCCAAACCACAGAACAAGCACGGAACGUUUGUUGGAUUAUUUCUCCCUUUCUAGCUUCUACGGAUAAAAACAAAAAAGUUUUUUUUUCCCCUCCAGCUGCUUCGUGUGUAGUCCACGAAACGAGGUGCAAGCAUUUCAAUCCAUCCACCUUACUAUUAUUAUUUAUUAUUAUUAUUGUUCUUUCAGCUGUUGAUCACCUCGUAGCGCCGUCGGCUCGCAACCAUCAUGUUCAAGAACGAGUACGAUAACGACAUCACCACGUGGAGCCCCACGGGUCGCCUCUUCCAGAUCGAGUAUGCCAACGAGGCGGUGAAUAACGGAUCAGCCACGGUCGGCGUGAAAGGCAAAGACUUCGUGGUGCUCGCUGCCCUGAAGCGCAGUCCUGUGGCGGAGUUAUCUUCUUACCAAGAGAAGGUUUUUGAGAUUGACGAGCAUGUAGGCAUGUCCAUCUCUGGCCUCGUCGCGGACGGGCGUGUCCUGGCACGCUUCCUCCGCACCGAGUGCAUGAACUACCGCUACAUGUACGACACCGGCCUCCCGCUGAACCAGAUGGCGGAUAUGAUCGGCGAGAAGCAUCAGCGCCAUAUUCAGUACGGCGGAAAGCGUCCCUUUGGCGUGGGCAUCCUGCUGGCCGGACACGACCGUCAGGGCCCGCACCUCUACCAGACGGUGCCCUCGGGCGACGUGUACGACUACAAGGCAACCGCGAUGGGUGUCCGCUCGCAGUCGUCGCGCACGUACCUGGAGCGCCACUUCGAACACUUCCCGGACAGCUCGUUAGAUGAGCUGGUGAAUCACGCACUGAAGGCCCUCGCGUCGGCCACGCCGGAGGGGGUGGAACUGAACAUCAAGAACACCACCAUCGCGAUUGUGGGCAAGGACACCCCAUUCACCAUCUUCGAGGAGGAGAAUGCGCGGAAGUACCUGGACGGCUUCAAACUGCCCCCCGAAGACCGCGUGGCGACAGCGGCAGAGGAGGACGAGGAGGUGCUGCACGAGCAGCCACUUGACGUGGAGGAAUAA
Messenger RNA from Leptomonas pyrrhocoris, 1054 nucleotides. RefSeq names its product putative mitochondrial Proteasome alpha 1 subunit. Gene Ontology annotation, biological process: ubiquitin-dependent protein catabolic process. The transcript has a single exon. Gene Ontology annotation, cellular component: proteasome core complex; proteasome core complex, alpha-subunit complex. Lineage: Eukaryota; Euglenozoa; Kinetoplastea; Trypanosomatida; Trypanosomatidae. The coding region runs from base 257 to 1054 and encodes 265 amino acids. The record is from RefSeq and is a predicted model, not a curated record.